Spirodela intermedia is the source of this 4333-nucleotide messenger RNA. Lineage: Eukaryota; Viridiplantae; Streptophyta; Magnoliopsida; Alismatales; Araceae. The record is from the annotation of a GenBank genome assembly.
AUGGAUGCUAUGACCCCCUUGCAGGUAUUUCCGUGCUCUCUUCUUGUUUAUUUUAUGAUUUCCUCAGCCCACUGUCUAACUAACUGACUCUUACAGAGCUUCUCCUGUCGUAGACUAGCGAGAGACUCUGUGACUGUGGUAGAACAUUCUUGAGAAUAAUUGAUUUUUUCUCUCUUUUUCCUUUCAAGUAGUUAGAGCAAGAAAUUGUCUGCGUUAUCUAUUUUUCUCUCUCCAUAUCGUUUUUUCCUACUUAAUCUGUCUCCCAUUUCAGGAAGUUAUGAUGGAGUUCCGCGCAGGGAAGAUGUUUCUUGAUGGGACUCGAGUGAUUCCUGAUACUCGCAAGGGCCUGGUCAGGAUAGGAAGGGUACGAUAGACCUAGGAUCAUGGGGUCAUGCAUCACGCCUUUUUUUUAAUUCUGCAUUAUUGCUCUCAACAUUUCCUGUUUGCCGUGAUUUAUGACGUGGGACAUAUCUCACCGCCUUUACAAAUUCCAGGGAGAGGAAGGACUUGUCCACUUUCAGUGGCUUGACCGGGGACACAACUCAGUGGAAGAUGUAUCCUUUUCCCUGUCAUAUUGUUUCACAAGAUGUGGAUGAUAAUCAAACAAUCAAAAGAAUAUGCUUUUUUUUUUUUCAAAUACUAGUUGUCGGCUCCAUAGCAUCCAGUUGUUUCAGUCUGACAUUCAGGAACUGUUUCCAUUAUAACCCCCCUGUUCUAUAUAUAACACGUUUAAUCUUAUUAACUGUUGCCUUCGAUUCUCAUUCGUCAUCUACUUACAAGUUUUGAAGUUUCAGUUGAUGGAACUAUCUAAUCUGUAUGAUGUUAUUCUAUAUAUAUGCUCGGUGGCACGUACCAUUUUACAUUAUUGAUCUCAUCCAAAGUUCAUUAUUCUCCUAUCGCGAAAUAUUAGCCUUAUUCUUGCCGAGUAUCAAUGAUCAUUGCAAGUUCAUGUUUUCUGUUAAUUCAAGAUGCUACAGGAUCAGAUAAUACUCCCUGAUGAGGCUGUUUUUGAGAAGGUACCUUUUAUUGUGCUCAAUUAAUUAAUUAAUAUUUUCUCCCUGUAGUUUAGACGUCCUUUUGUUAUUUGUUUUUUUGCUUGUUCAGGUCAGCCAGUCAUCCGAUAGAGUGUACAUUUUGAAGUUCAGCACAGACAAUAGGAAGUUUUUCUUCUGGAUGCAGGUUAGUUAGUUUUAUUGAGAACGCUUCUUUUCAAUUUCAUGGCAUAUUUUCUGUACCAAUGGCUUCUUUGCGUGCUGGAUAGUGUUUAUGUUGUUUGUACGUUCUAACCUCUAGUUAUCUGAGAGAUAUGUAGGAGCCAGACUCUAACAGAGACAUGGAAAUUUGUGACUCCGUCAAUGACUUUAUCAACAGACCUUUAGGUAUCUUGAAAAUUACAUCUUUAGAGCCGUGUAAUAUUUAUUUCGUUGUCGUCACCAUAUUCUUUGUUUACUUUCUCAGAUAUGCUUGCUGAGGAAGAGACUGAAGCUUUGGAUCCUAUGCAGGUGCCUGAAACUUCAGGAGACAAUGCAGAUGAUGAAACAUCGCCUAGGUGUGAUUCUGCUUAGGAAAUAAUGGCUAUUGUUUGAAAUAUUCAGUGAGAUAUUACGGGUCACUUACUCUCUUUUAAGUUUUAUGAUUUAAUGAAAUGAGAGUUUAAGAUUUUCUGGUGUUUAGGUUUAUGUCACUAGAUAUCUAUUUUUGCUAGCAUCUGGAUUAUGGGCAUAUGACGAAUACGAUAAAACUGCUUCUUGCAAAUAACAUAAUCUUUUGGAUCUUACAGAGGCAUUCGAUUAGAUUCUUUUUGGACGUUUAAUUCAUUUUGUUCUCAUUUAAUUUUUAUUUUGAUAUUUUAUCUGGAGAAAAACUUGCUUUUGAUAAAUCUAGGGACAUGCGUAUUAAUCUGUAGUUGAUGUUUUUCAUGUCAACUUUUAUAUGGUAUACGAUAUCAGAAAUGAAACUCUAUGGGAAACUUAAGUAAUGGGUUGUUUGGAUUAUCAAUUUUGAUGAGAAUAUGUAAAGGAAACAUAGUCAAGGGGGAAAAGUUUAUGCAAAAAGAUGAGGCAGGAAUCAUCAACUUCAUGUUUUUCAAAAUUAAAUGGCUGUGUACGUCUGUGAGACAUUGUCUUGGCGUGUCUGCUAGUCCUGCCUGUUCCUUAGACGGUUUCCAGAUAACGUAGAUUAUACGGUAGGUGAGAGAGGAGAGGGAGGCAUCAAUUUGCUUCUUCUCUUUCACCUUAAUUUUCUUCCUCUUUCUUGUGCGUAUCUUUGUGUAAGGUUUAAAUUGUCUCUUAGCUCCCCUUGUGAUGUGCUUUCAUAUUUCUGAUGGCUACUCAUUUGGCAGCCCCGCAAAUGACAUUUUCCUAUUUUGGACUUUUUAUUUAGCUUUGUCCUACCAGCUGUAAUUCAUAUUCGUUUAGUUUCUUUAGUCUCUUUUAAAACCUGUUUUUUCACAAUCUGAGAGCAAUGUUUUAGGCCAUAUUCCUGUUUCUUCUAUUUCAACUUUUUAAUUACCAUCCUAGUUUUUGGUUUAAUGCGUACUUGGUUUUGUGCUUAUUUCCUAUACACUGCUAAUACAACCAACCUAUGCUAAAUUAGAGCUCAUAUACAUUGAUCCAUGAUUCUUUUCUAUCAUAGAAUUCAUCUGACACAUUGUUCAAUGCCAGGAAAUUUCUCUCAUUCGAAAGUGUUUAUUCAUGUCACGAUUACAAUCGUCCCAUAUUCUCAAUACAUUGCGUUUUUCAAUUUGAUUUUUUCCAUAGUCUUGUUGAUGCUAACUUCGCAACAGAUAGGGAUGAAUUCAUCGUUGUUCAGAUGAUUUCUUUCUGUAGAAAGGAUUAAAUGCCCCAUCUGUCAACAGAAACUCCGGAUUAUGCAACUGUCUUAGUUUUUGCAUUUUCUUUGGCAGAGUGUUGGACCAUAACAUAAAUGAUCUACGUGGUGUUUAGAUCAGAACUCAGCCCAUUCUGGCUUUCUCAAUCUAGGAAUAAACGUAAAAGUAAAGGAAGAUUAGAGCGUAAAUGGAGAACGAGGUAAUAAAUUGAAUAAAAUAAAAUAAAAUAAGAAAUCUUUUCAGCGACUCCGGAUGGUUGGAUAUGACCUUGGGCGUCUGCUAUGCCUGCUGGUUCUACGACUCCUGUUGACCAUGUGGUCUUUCACACCAUUUCUUUUUUCCUUCCACUCCCCAACCUGCUUUUACUGCCCUUAGCCUCCGGCCACGUAUUUUUUAAGGUCCAAGUAUCUAUGAUGAUGCCAUGGAGCAAACUUUUGAUCGAAGUCAUUUGCUCUCUGUGUCUGUAUAGCCGUUGGACCCUGAAUCGUCCAAAUCUGACAUGUUCUUCUUUACUUCUCAGCCCUGGGAGCUCGCUUCAACAAAACCUUGCUGCAGAUGAAGCAACUUCAUCAGCCGGGCGUGUACAAUUAGCUGACUUGCAGAGAAUAUUGCGCCACAUUCAGCCCGCAGGUUUUUCCUCCAGAUGAAUAUUACACUUUUCGCAGAGUGAAUCAUUGUUUUUGUUAAUGUUCUGAGCAUCUUAUGCAUGCAUUUGGAUCAUGUCAGGUGCUUCGGAAGACCCUGACGAAGGUAAAUUCUGUCUUCUCCCGUUUUCUUUCAUCUCUCUGAUCAUUGCCCCUCAUUCUAUUGGAUGUUAGGCUUGGGAUUAGGAGAUAUCCUGAAGCCGGAUCUGCUUCUGCCGCUGAUUGAGAAUUUAACCCUGGAAAAGAGGCUCGUGUCACACUUGCCCGAGGUAUUAUUGGCUGGUCAGAUCCAUUAUUUUUGCAUUUCAUCAUUGUUGACUCCCUUCUCAGAGAACUCUUCCUGUCUUGUCUAUCACAGGGUUCAUGGACUUCCGAAGAGUUCAUGGAUGUGCUCCAGAGUCCACCUUUUCGGCAGCAACUUGAAACUUUUAGCCAUGUGAGGAACCACCUCCCAGUCACCAGACUGUUGCUCUUAUAAAAUUCUCAGAUUGUCUGACUUUGAUGCUUACAGGUUCUUCGAACCGGGCAAGUUGAUUUGACUCAGUUUGGAAUCGACCCUACUAAAUGUAUGUUGCGGUUGUGUCAUCAUAAUAUGUGAAGCACAAAACACACACACACACACACACACACACACACACAUGAAGCAGGCACCUACUUUUAGUAUGAAGCAGGGGUCAUGGCACAUGCAUCUCCAGCAAGCUGAACGCUUUUCUGAACCCCACUUGCAGAUAAGUUCAGCGUGCUCUCCUUCCUCGAGGCGCUGGAUGACUCGGUGGCCAAGUCGCCCGGAUCCGGCGACGGGGACGGGGAAACGAAGGCGCAGAGGAGUGGAGACGACAACGCGAUGGACGACAGCUAG